Molecule: messenger RNA, 782 nt
Organism: Paramecium pentaurelia
Lineage: Eukaryota; Ciliophora; Oligohymenophorea; Peniculida; Parameciidae
Source: the annotation of a GenBank genome assembly
AGUAAAUAAUCUAUGUUAAAUCAUUAGUUAUUAUGUUGGGAGAUUGCGGAGUAGGUAAAACAACAAUCUUAAAUAAGUAAGAAAUCUAUUUAACAAAAGUUUUUUGGAUAUUAUAGCAAAAACUGAGACAACAAUUGGAGUAUAGCAUCAUUCAUUCACAAGAAACAAUAUCAAAUUUUCAAUAUGGGACACUGCAGGAUAAGAAAAAUAUAGAUCUAUAGUAUCAAGGUUUUAUUGUUGUUUUAUUAUAGCCAUUAUAAAAGAGCAAAAGCUGCGAUUUUAGUUUACGAUUGUUCAAAUGAAUAAUCAUUGUUGCAUAUCGACAAAUGGAUAGAAGAGCUUGUUUUCUAGGCUGGUGCUAAUGUAAAAAUUGCAUUAAUAGGGGUAAAGAAUCUUAAAUGAAAUGUUGGUUAGAAUAAAACAGAUUUAUAAAGUUUCGAUAUGAAUGAGCAUGUACAAAAGUUAACAGAAUAAUAUGAUAUAGCAUAUCAAAUUUAAACUAAUCAUUAAGAUCCAGAGUUCAAAGAUAAGAUGAAUUAAUUGCUAGACUAAAUUAGCAUGAGUACAAUAUUAUUUUAUUUUUAUAUUUGGGAUUGAUACCUCCUAAUCAGCAAAAUUAGUCACCAAUAUCCAAUAUUAAUUUAGUAGAUAAUCAUAAUCAAGUUCAAGUGAUGUAAUUCGCCUAUUAGGAAGAAAAUUAAUAUACAGAAAAUAAACAAUUAAGCCCAAUUGAAGUUAAGGCUAAUAAUGCCAGUCAAGAACAAAAAAGUUGUGAAUGCUGA